Molecule: messenger RNA, 1573 nt
Organism: Anneissia japonica
Lineage: Eukaryota; Metazoa; Echinodermata; Crinoidea; Comatulida; Comatulidae
Product: CMP-N-acetylneuraminate-poly-alpha-2,8-sialyltransferase-like
Exons: 6
Coding region: 352-1413 (353 amino acids)
Biological process (GO): N-glycan processing; oligosaccharide metabolic process
Molecular function (GO): alpha-N-acetylneuraminate alpha-2,8-sialyltransferase activity
Source: RefSeq, a predicted model, not a curated record
ACAAUAAGAAUGCUUUCAAAAAAAUAGUAAAUAAUAAAGAGUGAUUGCAAAUACAUUUUAAAAUACCAUCGAAACCUAGCUGCACACAGCCCGCUGAUUUUGAUCAGCUGACAGACAAACAAUGUACGCUGCCGAGUCUAUAGAAAUUGGUAGUCUUUUAUAAUUGGCUUAAAUUUACCGCUUGUUGUUGUGCAAUCGUUCGAGGUAGGAUACUUUGGAUUUUCAGUCGACUGAAUAAUCAAUUCAAUUUCAUGACAUUGUGGUUUGAAACGUUUUAUGAUGCUGUUGAUUUCUGUUGCCUCCUGAAAUGUCACCAAGAUUGGUAAGGAAAGUGGAUAACAAUAAACACAAAUGGCGAAUCACAGGAAGUCAGUUGAUGCAAAAAAGAAAUGGUCCUGCGGCCAAAUUGCCUUCGUCGUUUUCUGUUUAAUAUCGGUUGUAUCCAACGGUACAGUUUGGUUUUUAUAUUUAUUUUCACAUGGAAGCAAAACAGGCCCCAGAAAAGAAACGCGCAGACAUUUCUCUAAUGAUACACCUGUGACUGUAGCAGAUGUAUUGCAUAUUACAAUGGGAUUCAACGAAAGUGUAGUAAAACGUGACAUAAUAAAACAAGAGGAAGUACCGGCAGCUGUAAACGAGACAUUGAUAGAAUAUUAUAGAAAUCAACUUCAGCCGUUUGGUUUCACAAUGAAAUCGUUUUUGAUUCCUUAUAAAAUUAAGUCGCCUGGACUUCAUCGACAUGCCGAUAAAUUUUACAACACGUGUGCGGUCGUCGGAAGCUCAGGAAUACUAAAAGAUAGUCAAUGCGGUGAGGAAAUCUCUUCUCAUGAAUUUGUUAUACGCAUGAACAUGGCCCCAACAGACCGGUAUGAAAAAGACGUAGGCAAUAGAACGGACCUCAUGUCAUUAAAUUUUCCGAUUUGUCGUGCUUUGGAAAAAUGUUUACGAAGUCGUAAAAGUAAAUGCUACAAAUCAGUGUACACGAGAUUCAAAAGUCUAAAAAACUCGAUAUUACUACUUCAUGAAUUUCACAAUCCAACAAUUAAUUGGAAGCAUAAAGGACAUCUGCAAUUUAUAAAAUCACUGCAGAGAAAUCACUUACUUCCAGAUGUCAGAGUGUCGGCAAAAAAUGCGACACUAAGGCUAAGAAGCGCCUGGAAUAUCACGAUGCAGCCAUCUGGUGGUUUGCGAGGUAUAACAGCUGCAUUGUUAAUGUGUCGCUCAAUAUCGAUGUAUGGAUAUUAUCCGUUUCCUAAAGGACCAGAUGGAAAACUACUCUUAUACCAUUACUUUGAUACCAGAACUGUGAACUAUAAAAUUCACAAUAUGAGCGAGGAGCAUAUGAUCUAUAGAAAAUUAGACAAAAUUGGAAGAAUACGAUUGGUAACAAAAAAUUGCAAAACGAUUCAAUAAAUUCUGUUGUAGAUUUCUUUAUGUUUAGAUUAACUUAUAUCUCUGUAUUAUUAGGAAAUGUCUGAACUUAGAAGAAACCAAAGAUAUCUCCGAUAUUAUUAUGAUCAUCAUUAUCAAAAUUUAUAUAUUUUACUUUAUUAUUAAAUUUAUAUCAUUAGUA